Molecule: messenger RNA, 1704 nt
Organism: Amphimedon queenslandica
Lineage: Eukaryota; Metazoa; Porifera; Demospongiae; Haplosclerida; Niphatidae
Product: protein kinase C and casein kinase substrate in neurons protein 1-like
Exons: 5
Coding region: 154-1593 (479 amino acids)
Biological process (GO): cytoskeleton organization; regulation of endocytosis; plasma membrane tubulation
Cellular component (GO): plasma membrane; endosome; cytoplasm
Molecular function (GO): phospholipid binding; protein binding
Source: RefSeq, a predicted model, not a curated record
UAUUGGCUCCAGAUUCUACAAACAUAACAAAAACAGACAAAGCCACCUAUUCCCUCUUCUUCUCUUUCACUCUCAGUUUUCUUCUGUCAGCAGCGAAAAGAAGAGUAGACUCGCACUUGUAAGGAAUUAGCUAGUAUAAAAAAGCACCGCAGGAUGGACGGGAGAAGCAGGAGCACCGAGGAUGAGCUGGACACUCUCAGUGCCUCCUCCACCAGUUUCUGGGAAUUGGGUAGCUACAAGAAAGUGGUAAAGUUAGUUGAUGAUGGAGCUAAACUCACAUCUGAGCUGAUCAAGAUGGCACAGGAGCGAGCUGAGCUUGAAGCCAAGUACAGCAAGAGUCUUCAGCAGUGGUCGAAGAAGUGGGAGGAGUUUGUGAACAAAGGCCCGGAGUAUGGGACGCUGCAAAACGGCUGGAGAAGUUCACUACAAGAAGCAUCUCGACAAUCUGAUAUUCACGCUGAGAUAUCAAACGAAAUCAAAGAGAUCAUCAAGUCGAUCAAUAAAUGGCAGGCAUUUCAUUAUCACAAGUCGCUCGGUGGUCGUUGGAAGGAGAGCAAGACGGCUGAAGAGGGUUUCAAUAGUGCUCAAAAACCCUGGGCUAAGGUCCUCACUCGCUGCAACAAAGCAAAGAAAACCUAUCAUCAAGUCUCAAGUGAUUUAGAGACAAUAAAAAACACACUUGACGAUGCUCAUGUGAACCCAAUUGAAAUGGAGACACUUGUUAAGCUAAGGGAGAAGAAAGAUAAGAUAGAAAAGGAAAAGGAGAAAGCACAAGAGAAGUAUCAGUCAUGUCUCACUGAGGUUUUUCACGAUAAGGAUCGCUAUGUACGUGACAUGAAGGCAGAGUACGAGAAAUGUCUCGUUAUAGAAAAGAUAAGGAUGGAGUUUUUCAAAGAAUCGCUUAUAAAGCUUAAAGAGUCUGUUGACUUAAGCAAAGAUGAAAGGAUUUUGAGGAUAUCACAAGUCUGUGACAAUACACUCCAGCAGAUCAGCUCAGUUGAAGACAUAAACUGGUACUCGCAGCAAUUUGGGCCGGACAUGAAUCACAGCUGGCCAGUUUAUGAGGAGUACGAGGAAUCACGCGUAGAAUCACACAAGGUUCCACCUUUAAGUUCAGGCAGUCGUUCCUCCAGCUGCUCAUUAAACAGUCCUCAGAGACUCUCAGACGCUAACGAUCACUUUGAUAGAUCUGAGUCCCCAUCUCGUGUAGGGCACCCUAAAGUACCUUUACCGGAAAUUCCCGUAGACUCAUUCUCAAACACUGAUACUCAAGAUUUGGAAUCAAACUUUGAGAAUGUGAUUGAUGAUCAUAUAUAUGAGAGUACCGACAAUUGGCCAAAUCCUGCAGCCGCCACUCAAAGCAACGAAGAUGAAGUUCAGGAAGAAGGAAACGAACAAAAGAGAGUUUUACCAAAAGAAGGAAUAGUAAUGAGGGCCUUGUUUAGCUACACAGGACAAGAUGAAGAUGACUUGAGCUUUGAGGAAGGGGAUAUAAUUCUGUUCCUGGAAUAUUGCGACGGAGGGUGGGUGAAAGCUCUGCUCGAUGAAGAAUAUGGAUAUGUACCCGAAGCUUAUUUUGAACCAGUUAUAUAGCUCACUUACUAGUGACUCACUAACCAACACAGCAUUAUAACAUUAAUUAUGAUUUUACUUAGCUUUCUAUGUUAUUUAUCACUACCCAUGUGGUUGCACGUGGUUAUAGUA